Didymosphaeria variabile is the source of this 1956-nucleotide messenger RNA. RefSeq names its product kinesin-like nuclear fusion protein (gene KAR3). The record is from RefSeq and is a predicted model, not a curated record. Lineage: Eukaryota; Fungi; Ascomycota; Dothideomycetes; Pleosporales; Didymosphaeriaceae. Bases 1 to 1956 code for a protein of 651 amino acids. Gene Ontology annotation, molecular function: ATP binding; microtubule motor activity; microtubule binding. Gene Ontology annotation, biological process: microtubule-based movement. The transcript is spliced from 4 exons.
AUGGCGCAGCAUGAACCAGAACCAGACCCCCAAGUCUUCGAUGAUGACCGCGUAGCCUCACUCGAAGCGCAAUUUGCAGCGUGGAAGGAACAAAUGGAAAUCGACAUGGAUAAGCAGUCCAAAGUUCAGGAGAGCAUCAAACUCUACGAAACUAAAAAUGCUGCGUUGGAAGACAGCAUCACAGAAUACAAAAGGUUACUAGAAGAGUACAAAACUAAUGUGGCCGAUCUGAAGAGUCUCAACUCGACAAUCACAAUGGAACUGGACAACGUGAAGCGAAGUCACACAUAUGAAUUGGACGACCUCCGACGGAAGUGUCAAAAUGACAUGCAGGAUGUCUGUGAUCGAUCUAAGAGAGAGCUUGAACGUUCACGCAACGAGAACAAAGACAUUGUAGAUAAGGUGGAGAGGGAACUCAAGGCCGAGAUUGACAAGCUCCUCAAAUCGCACAAAGAUGAGUUGCAAACGUUGGAGAAAAGGCUUAAGGCAGAGCUAGAGGAAGAGCGCGGCAAGCGACAGCGAGAGAAGCAUGACGUGCAGAAGGAGUUCGAUUCAGAGCUCAGGGCUGCGAAGCUCGAAGCUGAUACGAAGGAACGCGAGAACCAGCUGCUACAAGGCGAGUUGACCAACACCAAAUCCGAACUUGACCGAGAGAGGAUGUUGAGGAAUGCUUUGCAAGGUCAACUCACCAACGCCACCACCAGCAACCUGACGCUCGAAGCGUCAAAUAAGGCCAUGAAGGAGAAGAUCGACUUCCUGGAAUCCGACAGCCAGGCGCAAUCAUCGGCAUAUAACGAAUUACAUCGCCGAAUGGAAGAGGCAUUCGCCAUCGCCGAAGCAGCCCAGGAGAAACUUCGCCAGGAAGAGACCUUACGACGCAAGCUUCACAAUCAAGUCCAAGAGCUUAAAGGCAACAUCAGAGUGAUGUGCCGUGUUCGCCCUACCCACGAUUCUGAGAUCAGUCCCGCGAAGAUUGGCUUCCCUGAUGCAGACACCGACAGCAAAGAGGUUGCGGUGCAAGGGCCUGAAAAGACCAGCGCGAUGGGCACAAACAUCACUCAGACAUACGCCUACGCCUUCGAUCGUGUGUUCAGCCCUACAUCGCAAAAUGCAGAAGUUUUCGAAGAAAUUAGCCAGCUGGUACAAAGCGCAUUAGACGGUUACAACGUGUGCAUUUUCUGCUACGGACAAACAGGUUCUGGAAAGACAUUCACCAUGUCUUCUGCCGACGGUAUGAUACCCCGUGCCACAGCACAGAUCUACGCCGAAGCCACACGCCUGCAAGAGAAGGGCUGGCAAUACAAAUUGGAGGGUUCCUUCGUCGAAGUCUAUAACGAAACUUACAACGAUCUCCUCGGCCGUUCCGAAGACCUCGACAAAAAGAAGAUCGAAGUGCGCCACGAUGCCGCAAAGAAGCAGACUACGCUGGAAAAUGCGGUAUCCGUACCCCUAGACGGACCAGACCGCGUAGAAGAGAUCCUACAGCGAGCCGACAAGAACAGGACCGUCGCAGCAACGAAGGCGAACAUGCGGUCUUCCCGCUCUCAUUCAGUCUUCAUACUCAAGCUCGUGGGGGAGAACAGUGUCACAGGCGAGCGCAGCGAGGGCACGCUCAACCUCGUUGAUCUCGCUGGCUCGGAGCGUCUCGACCACAGCAAAGCCGAGGGUGCGCGCCUCAAGGAGACCCAGAAUAUCAACAAGAGUCUCAGUUGUCUGGGUGACGUGAUCAAUGCUCUUGGGUCGUCGAAGGAGGGGAGUCAUAUUCCGUACAGGAAUUCGAGACUCACGUAUCUUCUGCAAUACUCGCUCGGUGGCAACAGUAAGACGCUCAUGUUCGUUAUGGUAUCUCCGCUGCAGGCGCAUCUUCAGGAGACGAUUACGAGUUUGAAGUUUGCGACAAAGGUGCACAACACGCAUAUUGGAACGGCGAAGAAGCAGACGAAGGCGAGCGGGUAG